Opisthocomus hoazin is the source of this 1089-nucleotide messenger RNA. NCBI's taxonomy places the organism in Eukaryota, Metazoa, Chordata, Aves, Opisthocomiformes, Opisthocomidae. The record is from RefSeq and is a predicted model, not a curated record.
AUGGCUAACCCCGUCCCGUCAGCCUGCUGCGUGGUGCUCGCCGUGGUGGUGGUGGUGUACGCCCAGAGACACAGCCAGCAGGACAGCCACAUCCAGUAUGAGCGGGUAGGUGCAGAUGUGACCAUGAAGUGUGGCUCCAUGGACUGGGACGCAGCCGUGACCUGGACAGCCAAUGGCACUGACAUCGAUGAGUCCCACCUGAAUGGGUCCUACCUGAUCCUGAAGAACGUCGACCUGACACAGAGUGGCCAGUACUCGUGCUACGAGGGCUCCUCCUGGCACCUCAAAUACCAGACCUACCUGAGAGUGGGAACCCCUCCGAAGGAGCCAGUGCUGAUGUGCCGGUCCAACAACUACCCGAAGGGUUUCUACUGCAGCUGGCACCUGCCCACUCCCACCUACAUCCCCAACUCCUUCAACAUCUCUGUCAUACACGGCACAAGAGAGAUGGUCUGCGAGAAGGAUAUCUUUCCCAAAAACAGGUGUCACAUCAGAUACCUCCAGCUCUUCUCAACUGUGAAGUACAAGGUGACUCUGACAGUCACGAAUGCUCUGGGCAAAAACUCCACCACUGCCACCUUUGACGAGUUCGCCAUAGUAAAGCCGGACCCUCCAGAGAGUGUGGUGGCCAAACCUGUGCCAAAUAACCCUCGGAGGCUGGAGGUGUCGUGGCAAAACCCCUCAUCGUGGCCUGACCCUGAGUCUUUCCCACUCAAGUUCUUCCUGCGGUAUCGGCCCCUCAUCCUGGACCAGUGGCAACACGUCGAGCUGUCGGACGGGACAUCGCACACCAUCACGGAUGCCUAUGCUGGUAAGGAGUACAUCAUCCAGGUGGCGGCCAAAGACAACGACAUCGGCACGUGGAGCGACUGGAGCGUGGCUGUCCAUGCCACCCCUUGGACAGAAGAGCCUAAGCAUCUCACCACAGAGGCCCAGGUCACAGAGACAACGAGCGCUAGCACCUCCUCUUUCAUGCCGCCCCCCACCACCAAGAUCUGCGACAAGGGGGCUGUGGUGGGCAGCGGGGCCGUGGCAGUGUGUUGGACAGCUGGACUGGUCUUGGCUGCCUAUGGUGUCCUCUUUAUUUAG